This is a messenger RNA of Protobothrops mucrosquamatus (brown spotted pit viper), 742 nucleotides long. RefSeq names its product trafficking protein particle complex 3 like (gene TRAPPC3L). The transcript has 5 exons. Gene Ontology annotation, cellular component: cis-Golgi network membrane; cytosol; TRAPP complex. The record is from RefSeq and is a predicted model, not a curated record. Gene Ontology annotation, biological process: endoplasmic reticulum to Golgi vesicle-mediated transport; intra-Golgi vesicle-mediated transport. NCBI's taxonomy places the organism in Eukaryota, Metazoa, Chordata, Lepidosauria, Squamata, Viperidae. Bases 78 to 623 code for a protein of 181 amino acids.
GCAGCAGAGAAAAAUGCUAUCUAAGUCAAUAGGAAUAUAAUACAGUACUGAAGAUAUCUUCCUACUGUCCAAGAAGAAUGGCACAUCCAGCAAACAGAAGACCAGAGAACGCCAAAAUUAGUAGAGAGCUUUUUGUGCUCACCUACGGUGCUUUGGUAGCCCAGCUGUGUAAGGAUUAUGAAAAGGAUGAAGAUGUGAACAAAUAUUUGGAUAGCAUGGGAUACAACAUCGGCAUCAGAUUGGUUGAAGAUUUCUUGGCUCGCUCUGCUGUGAAAAAGUGCCGCAGUUAUUCUGAAACUACAGACAUAAUUGCCCAGGUUGCUUUUAAGAUGUAUCUGGGUGUCACCCCUACUGUAACUUGCAACAAUGCAAUGGGAAAUGAGUUUUCUCUCAUUCUGGCCAAGAAUCCCUUAGUGGACUUUGUGGAAGAGCUACCAGCAAAUCGAUCAUCUCUUUGUUACUGCAGCCUGCUGUCUGGGACCAUCAGAGGGGCUCUGGAAAUGAUACACCUAGCAGCUGAAGUGAUUUUCCUUCAAGACACUCUGAAAGGAGACGAUGUGACAGAAAUCCGAAUCACUUUCUUGAAGAAGGCUGAAACCAAGAAAUACAAGAGAAAUAAAUGAAACUGUUAUCUGAAGUAAUUAUGUACUUAGGGUCAGCCAAGUCUUUGCAGCUGCCUACAAAGAGGAACCUUCCAAUUCAGGAAGGACCAUCCACCCAGAACAUGACUAAAAACAAACAU